Molecule: messenger RNA, 489 nt
Organism: Sungouiella intermedia
Lineage: Eukaryota; Fungi; Ascomycota; Pichiomycetes; Serinales; Metschnikowiaceae
Source: the annotation of a GenBank genome assembly
AUGGCUAGAGGAUUUAAUGCGAUUGUGGGUAUUGUGGCCCUUAUUGCUGUGUUGUGGGUAGUCUUCAAGAACCCAAGCACCAAGGCAGAAUUGGCCAAGCAUGUUGACAACGUGCAAGAUCUGCUCCAGAACAACUAUAUGUUGUAUUUUGAACCAUUGACUGAAGGUAAGACUCCGAAGGAAGUGGAGGAGAUGAAGCAGCAUUUGGCUGAAUUGACCGAAAGUUACCUGGACUACGUGCAGAAUGAAUUGGGAAGUAAAAUCAAGCACUCAUAUGAUGACACUGUCAAUGGUAUAAGUGUGCAACUAGACCUGACCCAGAAAGCUUUGAAGAAGCUCACUCAGAAGUACUCAAACAAGGCUGACCAACAACAAGAGAUUAUGGUAGACAAGCUUUAUGAGUUGUUCUACACGUUGAAGGGUGAUGAUCUUAAGAAGUGGGGAAUUAAGAUGAAGUUAGAGAAGGACAAGAGAGUCGGAGUGUGGUAA